AUGAAAGCUGAAAACCACACAGGGGUAGCACAAUUCUUCCUCUUGGGCCUUUCAGAUGAUCCAGAACUUCAGCCCCUUCUCUUUGAGCUGUUCCUGUCCAUGUACCUGGUCACAGUGCUCGGGAACCUGCUCAUCAUCCUGGCUGUCAUCUCCGACUCCCACCUCCACACCCCCAUGUACUUCUUCCUUGCCAGCCUAUCCUUUGUGGACAUCUGUUUCACCUCCACCACUAUCCCAAAGAUGCUGGUGAACAUCCAGACACACAACAAAGGUAUUUCCUAUGUACAGUGCUUAACUCAGGUUUAUUUUUUUGUUACUUUCCUGGGAAUGGAUAAUUUUAUUUUGACAGUGAUGGCCUACGACCGCUUUGUGGCCAUCUGCCACCCCCUAAGAUACAGACUUAUCAUGAAUCCUUGGCUCUGUGGACUCCUUGUUCUGAUGUUUUGGGUCAUCAUGUUAUGUGUCUCCCUUACUGCUGUUCUUCUAAUGGUACAAAUCAACUUCUCUACAGGCACUGAAAUUCCUCAUUUCUAUUGUGAACUGGCUCAGGUUCUCAAGGUGGCCACAUCUGAUACACUCAUCAAUAAUAUCUUUAUGUAUGUGGCCACUGUCCUGAUAGCUAUGUUUCCUGCAUCUGGGAUCAUCUUUUCUUACUCUCAGAUUGUCUCCUCCUUGCUGAGGAUGUCCUCCACUGCAAGCCGGUAUAAAGCCUUUUCCACCUGUGGGUCUCACCUUAGUGUGGUCUUACUGUUCUAUGGAACAGGACUUGGAGUUUACCUGAGUUCUGCUGGGAACCAUUCUUCACAUGAAAGCUCUGUUGCCUCUGUGAUGUACACUGUGGUGACCCCCAUGCUGAACCCCUUCAUCUACAGCCUGAGGAACAAGGAUGUGAAGGGGGCCCUGAGGAAACUCCUCUGCAGAGUAGCCUGUGGCUCUUUAUGGACCAGUGACGUCAGAAAGAAGAGGAUGUUACAAACCCUCAGGAAACUGCUGUGA
Fukomys damarensis (Damara mole-rat) is the source of this 996-nucleotide messenger RNA. Its product is annotated as olfactory receptor 7D4. Bases 1 to 996 code for a protein of 331 amino acids. Gene Ontology annotation, biological process: G protein-coupled receptor signaling pathway. Lineage: Eukaryota; Metazoa; Chordata; Mammalia; Rodentia; Bathyergidae. The transcript has a single exon. Gene Ontology annotation, molecular function: olfactory receptor activity; G protein-coupled receptor activity. The record is from RefSeq and is a predicted model, not a curated record. Gene Ontology annotation, cellular component: membrane.